Molecule: messenger RNA, 969 nt
Organism: Microthlaspi erraticum
Lineage: Eukaryota; Viridiplantae; Streptophyta; Magnoliopsida; Brassicales; Brassicaceae
Source: the annotation of a GenBank genome assembly
AUGGGAAGAAAAUUGAUGAACCUCAAUUUGGUGGAUUCCAAACUAAGGGCAAUAAUGCUCAAGAGAAAGAGGUUGAAUCUCAUGAAGAAGGCUAACGAGCUAACCGUACUAUGUGGUUUAAAGGCUUGUCUGAUUAUCUUCAGCCCUAAUGAGGCUGAGCCAACAGUGUGGCCAUCUCCUGAGGUGGCUCGUGGCCUCUUAGCCGAUUUCUUUGCGUUGCCGGAGAUCCAACAGAAGAGUAAGGAGAUGAAUCUCGAGUCGUACUUGAGGAACAAGAUAAACAAAAUGGAAGAGAAAUUGAGGAUAACCCUGGAGCAUGAGAACAACUUUCUGAUGUCGCAAGUACAUGGUAGACUUGAAGAUCUUAACAUGGAUGAGAUCCAUCGAUUGAUGUCGUUCACAAAGGAAAAGAUGGUGGCUUUGAAGAGGAGACUCGAUCCACCGGUGAGUCCAGUUGACGUGCAAUCCAAGGAGGUCAGGACCACCACUUAUGGAGCAGGGAGAGGGUUUAGCUUUGGUGAUAUUUUAAGGAAUACUCAAACUUAUCACUUGUUUGAUAAGUGGGUUCCACUUGACGAACCACUAGAGCUAAGCCCUCAGAUCCAGCAGCAAAUCCGGAGGGAAAUGGUAUCUAACAACACAAAUCCGUGCGCUUUAAGUUUUCUUUCGUACAGAGGAGGUUGUUUUCCAUACGUAGGAAGCAGUAGCAAUGGAAACUCCACUAUGGAGAUGGAGCCACUCUGGACAGUCCCUCCAUUGCAGAAUCAGCAUGACAUGAGCAAUGAUCCAAUAACGGAUGUGAGUCAACCAAGGGAAGACCCUUUUGAUCUCAUGAACCGCGAGCUUGGAGUGAGUGGGGAAGGAAGCAGCAACAACACCAUGACCACCGACGAUGGUCUUCGUCAAGACCCACCACCACCUAAUGGAACAAGCGCUGAAGAAGAAGGUAACGUUUCUACGGCGACCUAG